Fusarium sp. VM40 is the source of this 1515-nucleotide messenger RNA. The record is from the annotation of a GenBank genome assembly. Lineage: Eukaryota; Fungi; Ascomycota; Sordariomycetes; Hypocreales; Nectriaceae.
AUGGCUAUGGGAGGUGACGGCGAUGCUCGAGGAGCAACACAGCUCAAAUAUAACGGCACAGGUGCAACAGGCGCAAAUCCGCUCGAUAUGGAUGUCAAUAUCUGGUAUGAGCCUGGAGACAUUGCCUGGAUGCUCUCGGCCACAGCUUUAGUAUUGUUAAUGAUUCCCGGAGUCGGCUUCUUCUAUUCAGGCCUCGCCCGUCGGAAGUCGGCUCUCUCGCUUAUAUGGCUUUCUGUGAUGAGCGCCGCAGUAACGACCUUCCAAUGGUUCUUCUGGGGCUACUCACUCACAUUCUCACACACGGCCGGGCCAUUCAUUGGUGACCUGGCAAACUUUGGCUUCCGCGAUGUCCUGGCCCGGCCUUCGGUCGGUUCGGCCCAUGUACCUGACAUGCUCUUCGCCGUCUACCAGGGCAUGUUCUCCGCCUUGACCGUGGCCCUUGCGACCGGCGCCGUCGCCGAGCGCGGCCGAAUGCUCCCCUGCAUCAUCUUCAUCUUCGUGUGGGCCACUGUCGUCUACGACCCCAUCGCCUGCUGGACCUGGAACCCCAAUGGCUGGUCUAACAAGAUGGGCGGCCUUGACUUUGCUGGCGGUACCCCUGUGCAUAUCGCCUCGGGAAGCGCCGCCCUGGCUUAUUCCAUGAUGCUGGGCAAGCGAAGUGGCCAUGGAACACAGGAGCUCAACUAUCGUCCUCACAAUGCUACUCACAUCGUCACUGGAACGGUCUUUCUCUGGGUUGGAUGGUUCGGUUUCAAUGCUGGUUCUGCCCUCUCAGCUAACCUCCGCGCGGUUAUGGCGGCUCUGGUGACUAACCUUGCUGCCUGUGUGGGUGGCAUGACCUGGUGUCUUUUGGACUACCGCCUGGAGAGGAAGUUCUCCACUGUCGGCUUUUGCUCUGGCGUUGUUGCUGGCCUAGUUUGCAUCACCCCUGGCUCUGGAUAUGUCCCUCCUUGGGCUGCUGUCAUCUUCGGUGUUGUAGGCGCUGCUGGCUCUAACUAUGCUACCAAGUUCAAAUUCCUCCUCGGAGUCGACGACGCUCUCGACAUCUUUGCAGUUCACGGUGUCGGCGGUCUGAUUGGCAACAUCUGCACCGCCUUCUUCGCCAGUCCGACUAUCGCUGCCCUCGACGGCUACUCUCACAUCAAGGGUGGUUGGGUUGAGCGUCAUUGGGCGCAGAUGGGUUAUCAGCUCGCCGAUUCUGUUUGCGGAGGCCUGUACUCUUUCGUGGUCACAUGCACCAUCCUAUUCAUUAUGAAUCUUAUUCCCGGUCUGCGUCUACGCGUCGACGCAGACGCCGAACUCCAGGGCAUUGACGACGCUGAGAUUGGCGAGUUCGCCUACGACUACGUUGAGCUCACUAGGGAGGUGGUCAACGAUAUCGACAACGAGUCCGGUAGCCGGUACUCGGCUGACCCUACCGCGUUCCAGCAUUACGAGAAGAACCACAUCCCUAUGAUCGAUGCUCGCAUGUUUGGUGGCCAGCCUGCGCAUACACCUGUGACCUUCCCUCAGUGA